ACGGCUAGAAAAUGGCUUAGAAUUUGCGGAAUUUUAGCUUCUUUAGCUUAUAUUAUCCAAUGUAGCAGUUCAGAAUCGACUGAGCAUUUUGAAUUGAGAAGCCACAGUGAGGGGAAGGCUGUAGGGGACGGGGAGGACGCAUACGAGGAUGGUCCUUGUUUGAUAGGCCUCACUGAAGGGCUGACAAGACUCGACGGAGUGAAGGUUGGUCAUGUGAUAGAGAAGGACUUGGGCGAUAAGACGGUCAAAAUGAUCACACGUGCCAUGAAGCCACCAAUCUUUGAGAUUCCGAACUUUCUCUCUGAUGAAGAAUGUGACCACAUCGUCAAUCUUGCUGAGAAACAAAAAAUGCUCAACAGUAUGGCAAGAGGUGGUUUGACCAAACUAGAAGAUACAGUGAUACCCCAGAUAGAAAACGGCAAGUCAAGUGGUCCUGCGGGACGUUUUUACGAAUGGGAUGACAAUCACGAUGGGAUCAUCACACUUGCUGAGGUUGCGCUGUUUGCUAAAAAGCAUCAUUUCCUUGUAGUCAGCAAAAAGGAGAUCCUAGACAUGUUACAUAUAAUAAAUGUGUCAGAAAUGGACGAUGGGAAAAUUACGUUUGAAGAAUUCCAGACACUAAAUACACAUGGUAUUGAUGGGAUCAUGCACGUAACUGGUCUUACUCACCCGAAACACAGACAUCGAUACAGUGAGCAGACUUGGAUUGACCAGAGAAAAGACAAACAUGAUCCUGUGCUGAAUGCUCUGCAGGAAAGAAUACUGAAACUGACUGGGCUUAGUAAAGAAAUUAUAUAUGGCAGUGAGAGAAUCCAGGUUGUACGGUACGCAGCGCAAGGGCAUUACCACGCUCACUACGACUCAGAAACCCACACGAGAACAGACGCUCCUUGCUGUCAUCAAGUGGAAGAUAUUAGCAAAAUCUUUAGUUUUCAAAAUCCUUGUCGACUCUGCAGAUACAUCACGAUACUGUAUUAUUUGAAUGAUGUGAAGGACGGAGGAGAGACUGCUUUCCCUGUGGCAGACAACGCAACACUCAACAGAACGUACAUGGAAAUGUCACGUGCCGAAUACGACCACUACAACCUGAACGAGAACUGCAAGAACAGUAACCUGGUGAUCAAACCCAAGAAAGGUCUCGCUGUGGUGUGGUACAACCAUCUGAGAGACGAGAAGAGUGGAUGGAUGGGAGCUAUGGACGACUACAGUUUACACGGUGGCUGUAGUGUAAACCAGGGAAUUAAAUGGAUCGCUAAUAACUGGAUCACAGCACCUUAUCCUGAUACGUAUCUUAAAAAGAGUAUAUGGUUUAGUUCUGUUGACUAUGAAAACGAGAAAAAAUGAAACAAAUAAUCAUUAAUAGAAUUCUAAUGGUGCCAGCAGUAGGCCCCUUGCAGUCCGUUGGAAUGCAGCUCAAUCUGGGGGACAAAGCAGUAGGUUCCAAUAGGCCCUUUGCAGCUCAGUAAUCACGUGCUGAUUAAUUCACUGAGAGCAAAUGAAUGAACAUCUUGA
Molecule: messenger RNA, 1512 nt
Organism: Actinia tenebrosa (Australian red waratah sea anemone)
Lineage: Eukaryota; Metazoa; Cnidaria; Anthozoa; Actiniaria; Actiniidae
Product: transmembrane prolyl 4-hydroxylase
Biological process (GO): peptidyl-proline hydroxylation to 4-hydroxy-L-proline
Cellular component (GO): endoplasmic reticulum
Molecular function (GO): iron ion binding; L-ascorbic acid binding; procollagen-proline 4-dioxygenase activity
Source: RefSeq, a predicted model, not a curated record